AUGUCUCCCUCCAUGCACUUCGCCGUGCUUGCUCUGGCCUUGACUGGCUUGGUGCACGCAGAUGCUAUGUAUACGAAAAACUCUCCAGUUCUUCAGGUGACUGCAAAGACUUACGACUCUUUGAUUGCCCAGUCCAAUCACACGUCGAUCGUCGAGUUCUACGCUCCCUGGUGCGGUCACUGUCAAAACCUGAAGCCCGCGUACGAGAAAGCUGCAAAGAAUCUUGCUGCACUUGCUAAAGUCGCUGCCGUCAAUUGCGACGACGAUGCAAACAAGCAGUUCUGUGGACAAAUGGGUGUUCAGGGCUUCCCGACGCUGAAAAUCGUAAAACCAGGAAAGAAGCCCGGCCGGCCGAUUGUGGAAGAUUACAACGGGCCACGAACCUCCAAAGCUAUCGUCGAUGCCGUCAAAGACAAGAUUCCAAACCACGUAAAGAGGUUGCAAGGGAAUGCUCUUGAUACAUGGUUAAGCAACCAGUCCCCUCCGGCAAAAGCCAUUGUUUUCUCCGACAAAGGAACCACAAGCCCGCUAGUCAAGAGCUUGGCCAUUGAUUUCCUGGGAAAGAUCGCAUUCGCUCAAGUCAGGGACAAAGCUACUGCCGAGAAGAAUGGUGUCACCGAGCUCCCAUCGAUUCUCUUGGUGUCGGCUCCCGGGCAAACGCCGAUUCCAUAUAAGGGCGAGAUCAAUCGAGACUCACUGUUGGCUUUCUUCAGCCAAAUCGCAACACCUAAUCCAGAUCCAGCGCCUAAGGGUGCAAAGUCGUCAAAAUCACACAAGUCAUCCUCCCAGAAAGAGAGUCAAGCAUCCUCCUCUAUUUCGGCCGAAUUCUCCAGAAGUUCUGAAGCCCACAGAUCCUCUGAUUUCGACGAUUACCUGGCCCAUUCAGGAACUGUAGUUGAAGACGACACGCCCACUGAGUCACCCCUUCCUAUUGUCAAGCAAGAAGAAAAACCUGCUGUCAUCCCGGACGCAGCCCCUCCUGUCCCAAUCGUCGCGACGUUGGCGGAGCUAGAAGCUGCCUGCUUGACACCAAAAAGCCAUAUCUGCUUGUUGGUUUUACUCCCUUCCUUGUCGGGCCCGGAAUCAGUCUUACCCCAGUCCGCAACAACUGCACUGGCAUCCUUGGCCGAAAUUGCGGACAAGUAUCAGAAACGCAAAGCCAGCAUCAUACCCAUCUAUGCUGUUCCGGGCGAGGUGCAGAACUCGAGUGGGAUUAGACAAGAUCUCGGCCUUGAUCCACAGGAAAGGCUGGAGAUCAUUGCAAUAAACAUGAAGAGAGGCUGGUGGAGACAGUAUUCACAUGAAGCCUACGAUGUGCGGGAUCUAGAAGACUUCAUCGAUGCCAUCAAACUCGGAGAAGGGUCUAAGUCAAAAAUCCCGCCAGGUUUCGGAGCAGGGACACGAGACGCUCCAGAGCCAGACCCCGCUGAAGGAGUUGACAGCGUUGCCGAACCAGAACCCGUGGAGACUCCGCAGGUAGAACACGAUGAAACCUCGUCGGCCGAAGCUGUUGACCACGCUGCCGAACCAGAGCCCGUGGAAACUCCCGAGGUAGACCAUGAUGAGCUAUGA
Molecule: messenger RNA, 1572 nt
Organism: Capronia epimyces CBS 606.96
Lineage: Eukaryota; Fungi; Ascomycota; Eurotiomycetes; Chaetothyriales; Herpotrichiellaceae
Exons: 2
Coding region: 1-1572 (523 amino acids)
Biological process (GO): response to endoplasmic reticulum stress
Cellular component (GO): endoplasmic reticulum lumen
Molecular function (GO): protein-disulfide reductase activity; protein disulfide isomerase activity
Source: RefSeq, a predicted model, not a curated record